This is a messenger RNA of Ciona intestinalis (vase tunicate), 1444 nucleotides long. NCBI's taxonomy places the organism in Eukaryota, Metazoa, Chordata, Ascidiacea, Phlebobranchia, Cionidae. The record is from RefSeq and is a predicted model, not a curated record.
AGGAUCUAUAUGACCACUACCGUGCUCAAAAAGCACGAAAAUAAGAAGAUACAUGUAUGCACAAAGGCACAAUAAAAGUCGAGCAAAAUAAAGCGAAUUGGCGGAAAUCAUUUGCUCUUGUGAAUGGGGGUAAAAUUCGUUCGAAUUAGACAGCAAUUGUUCACAAUGUUUCGUUUGGCACAGCGUUAUAUUUAAUUCUAACUUACAUACGCUAAGCAAUGGGCUAUUUACCACUCCGACUCAUCAUGUUAUCAGGUUUGGCUGUGGUGGAUCGAGGCAGAAUUUAUUUCAACACCCCUGCCGUAGUUGAUGUAGAUAUGAUAGUCUUUACUGUUGGAUUUUGUUUUAGCUUAAGUAGUUGGUAUCAUUUGCUAGUUCUUUUACUUAUGUUAUUUUUGGUUGCAGGUGUUAAUUUCGACACUUUUACAGUGGAAAAAAGUUCUAAUUUUUAACAAUAAUUAUAUUAUGUGCAUAGGAAAGUCGUUUUAUGAUACUAAUUUUUUCUGAAAAAAUCAUGCGGCCCGCGUUGUCAUUCAAAAUUUUGUAUUUGGCCCUCCUGUGAAAAAGGUUGCACAUGCCUGUACUAAACCAUGUUGCCUAUGUUUGUUUUUUUUUAAUUUUACCUUUGGCGUAUAUAUAUUGUAUGUUUUAUGGGUGUGUUGUAUGUAAAGCAAGAUUUUGUUUUAUAAACAGUUGUAUUGCUUUGAACAGAUAUCAGAAUUUUAAUAUUAACCCUAUUACAAUGAAUGUUGACAUGAAACUGGAGCCAAAAACAACAUCUAUUACUGACGAAUAUGACGUUGAUUGGAACCAAAAACUCGGAACAGGAAUUUCUGGCCCGGUUCGAGUGGCAACAAAACGCAGCACCGGGGAUAAAUACGCGAUUAAGGUUGUUGUUGAUCGCCCAAAAGCUCAGCAGGAAAUACAGAUGCAUUGGAUGUGUAGUGGCCAUCCACAUGUAGUUAAUCUGUAUGAAGUUUAUCGCAAUGAGCUUCAGUUUCCUGGUGAAUCCGAAUCCCAGUCACGUUUGUUGCUUGUGUUAGAAUUGAUGGAUGGAGGAGAACUCUUCUUUCGCAUCAGCAAGCAACAUGGCUUUACUGAGCGGCAUGCAGCAGCCACUACCAUGCAGAUAGCGCUUGCGGUACAGCAUCUACAUAGUUUAAAUAUCGCUCACAGAGACUUAAAACCAGAGAAUCUGCUUUAUAAAGACUCAUCUGAUGAGUCACCCAUUAAGCUAUGUGACUUUGGCUUUGCGAAACUUGAUAAUGGUGAUUUGAUGACCCCACAGUUUACACCCUAUUACGUUUCACCACAAGUGCUGGAAGCACAACGACGACACAGAAGAGAGCGAUCUAGUGUAUCUGUAUCGUCACCAUAUACUUAUGAUAAAAGCUCAACCAAGAAUAGUUUAAACUUUGAAUGCAUGUAUAUUGCGUUUAUGUGA